Argentina anserina (silverweed cinquefoil) is the source of this 1869-nucleotide messenger RNA. RefSeq lists its product as uncharacterized. NCBI's taxonomy places the organism in Eukaryota, Viridiplantae, Streptophyta, Magnoliopsida, Rosales, Rosaceae. The record is from RefSeq and is a predicted model, not a curated record. The transcript is spliced from 6 exons.
GUCAAGAUGAAACACAAUUCAAAUUACGAGAGCGAGGGUUUUGAAUUGGGGUAUUGAGUCGCAUCAGUGCCAUGGCUUCGUCGUCUUGCCCCAUCUGUAAUCUCUCUGUUCCAUCUUCACAACUUGAACGACAUGCCAAUAGUCACUUUGAGGAUGAAGAUGAGCAACUGGCUACGGACUUGGAGUUUGCCCAGCAACUUGCUUUUGCACCUUCUUCUCCACCUUCCAUGAGUAAUCAAACGUUCGCGAGAAGUGAUGGACAAUGUAGCAUGGAGGAAAGUAUCUCCUGCCUGGUUGCUUUACAGACUAGAACCACUUUUCAUGAGAUUAAAGGUGGUGUGAUGGCUAUGCUGAGAGAGUGUUUGGAGUUAGAACCUAGAAAUACGACCAGUAUUUUGUGUGGUUAUACUGAUCAUGUUCAGAGCAUUCAAUCUGAGGAUUCUGGGUGGGGUUGUGGGUGGCGUAACAUUCAAAUGCUUAGCUCUCAUUUGCUUAUGCAAAGGCAAGAGAGUCGGGAUGUUUUGUUUGGAGGUGCAGGAUUUGUACCUGAUCUCCCUUCACUACAAAGGUGGCUUGAGAUUGCUUGGGAAAAGGGAUUUGAUGCAGUUGGCUCUGAUCAGUUUGGUAAUAAAAUUUACGGCUUGAGAAGAUGGAUUUGAACAACUGAAUGUGCUGCCCUUUUCCGUUCUUUUGGGCUGAGAGCAAGGAUUGUGGAUUUUGGUCCUAAGGAACUCGAACAAUAUUAUCCUUCUCUUCCUGGCUCAAGUGCGGAAGAAAUAGAGAGAAUAUAUAAUGGUGGAAAGAGGAAAGCACUUCAGAUUUGUGGACCAAUGGAUAGAUAUUUGCCAGAAAGGAGUCUCUAUAUUAACCAAGCCAGUUCCAGCUGCCAUGAAAAGUCAAGUUGUUCCACUAGCCAAAGUACUUAUAAUUCGGGAAAUAAGUAUCCAGGGAAAAGCAAGGGUCAUCAGGUUCUCAUGGAUUGGAUCUGGAAUUAUUUUAAUGAUGGUAACAUCACCAAGACUGGCGGUCACCGGGUCAUUGUUAGUCACAAAACACCCUUGUACUUUCAACACGAUGGGCAUUCAAGAACCAUUGUUGGGAUUCAAGUAAAAAGUCAACCUAACGGGAUGCAGCAGUACACUCUCUUAAUUUUUGAUCCUGGUCAUAGAACGGCAGACCUGGAAAGAUCGCUGAAGGCAAAGAGAGGAUGGCAGAAAUUUAUAAAAAGAGGGGUUCACACGCUGAGAAAGCCACAGUACCAGUUGUGUUAUAUUGAUCCUGGCAUUUCAAGUGGAGAUGAAGUGGAGUUGCUAAAGACUGUUGAUAGUGUUUUUUAUGAACUCUAGAGGACCCUGUUCAACAUUAUUAUUUGUCAGUGGAUAUGCUACUUUUAAAUUGGGAAAUUGCAUAGUAAAAGAGAAUCUGGAUAUCUGAAGGAUGAAACUUCACUGUUCUGAGGCUUCUUUCCCUCCCUUAAAGAGAAAGUUUAGACUUCGAAGCAUGCUUAGAAGGUUGCACUAUAUGUGCUGAGCUCUUGUUGACCAAUGAGGGUUGGUUUUGUGUAAAUGCUUUACUGUUCAAAGAAUUUUGUGUGUACAAGAGGAACAGAAAGUUGGGGAAUCACUCCUAUGCAGCUCUGAUCUUUUGCCAGCUCUGAAUCUCGGGUGUCUUGGUUAAAUUCUGUGAGCUAUACCAUGAUCUACUUUGAUGCGAAUUUAUUCUCAUGUAUACUGACUUUGUAACCUGAACAGCCUUUAUUAAUUUAUUGAUAUAUAGGAAAAUAUUUUGCAACUUUGUUCUACAGUUUAUUCUAUUAUUGACUUUGUUCCACCUCUAUCAAUAUUAUACUGACUAACUACUACCGUACUA